UCAAAACAACCCGUCUUUUUAAGCUUUCAAACUGUUAAAUACCAGAUAACUUUUCACCACCCCCUAAAAACUACAUCCUCCCUUUUUUGCCUUUUGAUUGACCGCUCCAUAUUUUUUUUUUCUUCCAUGCUGAAUUUUCCUCCUGCUGGAGAAAGGAGAAAAAAAACAACAGUGGGGGAACUGAGAGGAAGAAGCCACGGCGGAAAAUAAAGGAGGUGGAAGAAAAAGUGAAAUAACAGAAGAUUAGCGGGAAGAUUGGAGGGACAGGUUGGGGACCAGAGCGAGCACAUAUUUUGCAAGUGGAGCACAGACUUGCCAUAUAUAAAUAUAUUUUUAAGAAGUGCCAGCUUUUAACUGAAGAUUUUUUUUUUCAUCUCUGCAAUAAAAAGGACGUGACACCAUGACAACGGAAAUGCAGGAAAUCGCCAUCACAGAGGACAAGCCUUUACUCACGGGUCAGGCUGAUACCACCAAGGAUGCUGAACUGGCUGCUAGGAUACUCCUGGACCAGGGACAGGAGCAUAGUAUCGAGACCCCGCAUGGCGUUCUGCACGUGACCCUCCACGGCGCACGAACCACCCGUAGGCCCGCUAUACUUACCUUCCAUGAUGUCGGUCUGGACAGUAAGAGCUGCUUCUCCACUCUCUUUAAGUUUGAAGAGAUGCAGGAGAUCGUUAAGAGUUUCACCCUGAUUCACAUCGACGCUCCGGGGCAGGACGAAGGGGCCGCCACCUACCCCACGGGUUACCAGUAUCCCUCCAUGGAGACCAUUGCAGAGAUGAUCCCUGCUGUCCUGCAGUUUUUCAACUUCCGUACUGUAAUUGGAGUGGGUGUGGGAGCAGGAGCGUACAUCCUCUCCAAGUUCACACUUGCGAACCCAGAUGCAGUGGAGGGUCUGGUACUGGUCAACAUCGAUACUAAUGCCAGAGGAUGGAUGGACUGGGCCGCGCAGAAACUCAGCUCUGUGACGUCUUCCCUCACGGAGCAGGUCCUGUCCCACCUUUUCAGUCAGGAGGAGCUGUCGUCAAACACAGAUCUAGUGCAGUCUCACAGAGAUCGUAUCUCUAAGUCAUCUAAUUUGUUCAACAUAGAGCUCUUCUGGAAGGCUUACAACAGUCGCAGAGACAUGAACCUCGACCGCAAUAGCACCUUCAAGUGUCCAGUAAUGUUGGUGGUGGGCGAUCAAGCUCCAUAUGAGGACGCUGCUGUGGAGUGCAACAGCAAACUGGACCCCACAACAACCUCUUUCCUAAAGAUGGCUGAUGCUGGUGGUCUCCCUCAGCUGACCCAGCCUGCAAAACUCACUGAGGCUUUCAAGUAUUUCAUCCAGGGAAUGGGCUACAUGGCGUCCUCUUGCAUGACCCGUCUGUCCCGUUCCCGCACCACCUCCCUGUCCUCCUCCUACUCCAUGGAUGGGUCCCGCUCUCGCUCCCGCACCCUGUCCCAGGGCUCGCAGGGUGGCCAGAUGCCGCCGAGCCCCUCCCAAACGAUGGAGGUGUCAUGCUGAAGAAGAAAAAAACAAAAAAAAGAAAGAAAUAAAAAGAGCGAGUGAGAGUGAGAAAGAGCGCGAAAGGGAAAGAUGAAGCGUGACAGUAAUGCAGGAUCAAGAUGAAAGGGUUACCUUUUUGUCACUAAAAACAAAACUCCCAUCAUUCCCCACUUGAGCAGAAUAGAGAUAUCGAGGGGCGAGGAGAGGGAGGGGGAGGAACCAGGUGAUUUUAAAGGAAGAUAUAUUUCACAUUUUGCACCAUAAAUAAGUCUAAUCCAUCUCCCCAUUGCCCCAACUGUGUUCUACAGUGAAUGGAAGAUGAGGUGAUUAUAAACAGAUGGGGGAGGGGAAAGAACAGCCACUAGUCCUCUCUCCCUCCCUCUGUUGCAGCCAAUAGAGCCCUUUAAUUUAGAUAAGGGGCGUGACCUCUAGAGACCACGCCCCUUGCAUUAACCAAUAGUAAUAAUUCUGAAAGCUGUAUUGUUGUUGAUGCUGAUGAUUUUGUUGUUGAUGACGAUAUUGAAGCUAACGAUGAUGACGACGACGAUGAUGUAGAAAACAGUAACACUUUUCUCUUUAUUACACGAUGACUUUAAAACAACAUAGAUGAAAAAAAAAAAAUACUAUA
Molecule: messenger RNA, 2117 nt
Organism: Sphaeramia orbicularis (orbiculate cardinalfish)
Lineage: Eukaryota; Metazoa; Chordata; Actinopteri; Kurtiformes; Apogonidae
Gene: ndrg2
Product: NDRG family member 2
Exons: 16
Coding region: 401-1507 (368 amino acids)
Source: RefSeq, a predicted model, not a curated record